This is a messenger RNA of Symbiodinium natans, 483 nucleotides long. Lineage: Eukaryota; Dinophyceae; Suessiales; Symbiodiniaceae. The record is from the annotation of a GenBank genome assembly.
AUGGAGUCGGAGUUCCUCAUGGAAGCCCUGCGCGCCUUUCUCCGAAGACGCCUGAGGCAGCGCGUUUGUGGCAGCGGCAGCUGGACUGGUGGCAGGCUGAAGAUGCUGGUGGCAGACUGCGCUUUCGUAGCUGAGCCCUACGCAUUCUUGGUGCAUGCCCUUGUGGGCUACCUCGAUGAGCCGGGUACGCCGCGGGCGGUGCCGCCCGGCAAGGGUGGCAACUGGAUCACACAGGCUUUUGGCACGCUCGCUCAGAGGGUCAAGCCAGCGAGGUCAUUGCAAAGCUACGACCCACCUGACUUACCCGUAAACUGGGUGACGGCUGCUUUCGACACUCUGAGCGGGCGGCCGGCCUCUUGUCCAACAAAUGUACAUGCUGCACUAUUGAAGUUUGCAUUUAUGCUUCCAUUCGUAUACUUUUCAGGUAUACAUGCGUGUAAUUUCUUAGGGAGAGAGAGAGAGAGACAAAAACAAAGAGAGUGA